AAAGAAAAAUUCAAUUACCUGUUAAAUCAAUUUACAAAGCUGUGUCACAUUUCUUUGUCAACAGCCUUCCUUCACCUGAUGCUGGCUGAUUGCUGUCGACUCAGCAUGAAAUUGAUUUACAACGCUUCAUCUCAAGACGAUGCAGACCUGUAUUUUCCGGUUAUCGUUAACCUUGAGGCUGAUCGCCUAAUGAGCAGCCGAAAAAACCUUGUUCCCUUGUUACCACAGACUGGAAUCGCCUUCCUGGUUUUAGAAAGAAGCAGAAGCGAUUACAUGUGGAGAAUUGUGAAGUCUCUCUUCGCUACUUGGCCGGUCUUAAUCCUCAUACUUGUCUUGUCGCUGCUCGCAGGAAUUGGUGCCUGGUCACUGGUAGGUCUUUUUCUAUCCUUUGCGGUUAUGAAUCGAAAUUUUGUAUUUUGGGACGUGCAAAUAAGAGAACAAAUCAUACAUUACAAAAGCCAUUGUUAUGAUUUUAAAAAAAAAAAAAAAGAAGAAAUUUAAAAAAAGAAUAAAAAAAGUAAGCCUAUGUGAGCCUAUGGCAAAAGAGCAUUUUGCUUCAUAAGAUGAAGCCUAACUAGUCGACCUUAUCGCCUGCUGAAGACGAGGAGUAUUCAAUCAAAAUGUCCUGAUCUACAUCAAAAGUAAUAGACUCAGCUUAUCGUUGGACAAACUACUCUACUUAGGUAGGUCUCCUUCCAGGUGCAGACACGAGUAACACAUUGCGGGUGAAAAGAAAAACAAACAAAAAACAUGAAAAAUGCAAUUUUUUUAUCUUCCAUUUUACUUUUUGUUUCCACACCAGGAGAAAAGGCGGAACUCGGACAACUUUCCUCCCAUGUUUACUAAGGGCGUCUGGGAAGGUUUCUGGUGGGCUUUUAUUUCCAUGACAACGGUGGGGUGCGUAUAUAUCAUUGAACAUAAUUGUGUAGAUGAUACUUCAUUUCCUUUGUUAGCUGAAGCUGGCAGAUAUUUGACAUGAUCCAAAGAUAAUAGUGAAGAGGUUGAAGACAAUAAUGGAUGGGUUGAGAAGAUAUAAUGAAAAGAUAAUAGUGGAGAGGUUGAUGAUCUAGCAUAGUAGAAAUAGUAGUUGGCAUGCCCAUUUGUUAGCUCAUCGUAUGACUCGAACUGUUUUUCUUGUGCUUGUUUUUAUCAACUCCUUUGAUCAUAUUUGUUUUUUAAUUUUACAACAGCACAUAUGAACCACCAGUAAUUAUCCUGUCGAACCUCUCGAACGUACAAACUCAUAACAAUAGUAUUCCUAUUUUUUGUCAAGUCUACACAAAUUACUGGAUGACAGUUUCGAAUCAUUCCUAUUGCUGCAAAAGAAAUUAGGAUAACGAGUGAAGAUCAUUCACCUCACGCAAGCCUCUUGAAUACACGUGCUUAAAACGAUUUGAUUUUUAACAUUUCAAGCUAUGGAGAUCGCUACCCAAAGUCAGUUGGAGGUCGCCUGUUUGCAGUGCUGUGGAUUUUAAUGGGAAUGUGUAUCAUAUCUAUCUUAACUGCAACAUUGACUUCUUCCAUGACAACUUUUUCCCUGGAAGCUAAAGUCAAAUUACCCGGAACCAAGGUAAGAAAAGGGUGACAUUGCAAUUCUACACUUCCGGAAAAACGAGAGAUAGUGGAAAGUUAUAUCAAUUUUAUUGCAAGCCGUUCAUUACUGCGCCUCACGCAAUCAAUUCUGGAGACAAGGGAACCAGAAACUGGUUAUUAAACACGAAUAACGUCGAAGACAUGAACCAGAUGCCUUCUGAGCCGUAGUUGUUCUGUUUCCCGUGCUACGUGACGGCAUGGCUGACAUUCGUUCCAUGUGGACACGGUGACUAUAUCGAGGGAUUUUCACAGCCAACUAUCUAAUAAAUUUAUCAUGACGUAAUAUGUCUGUGAGCCUAAAAGCGUAAGAUGUGGGGGGAAUCGGUUAAAACAUGAUGUCUUUCGAAAAUAGUGAAAUAAGGCUCAGAGUGUAAGUAAUGCAAGGUUUAAUCAAGUUAAGGGCUAAAUGUGCAACGGAAAAUGUCAACAGAAACGUUUAGCAACAAACGACGGGCGAAAAACAUAUUUCUUGAGUAAUCUCGAGGGUUAUCAAAGAGUAUUUUAAGUUAUUUUAAUGUAAUUCUACUCUGCUAAUGGUCGCUUCAGAUCUUUAUAAUGAACCAGAUACGUACACAGCUAAUUUGAAAAACUAAUCCUAAACUGAAAUUAUUACUGCAGAUAUUUGAGGUUUAUUCAUACAUUCAUGUAAAGAACGCUCUCAUUCGUCCUGAUCGAGCGUGGUGACCACUGAUGAAAAUUCAAAGCAAAACAUUAAUCAGGUGUUAAUUUUCUUCUUUAACAAUGAACAUAUUUGUAUAUUGUGGCUAACUGACCAGGUGGUAGUCCUUGUUGGUUCCAUUGAAAUGGUUACGGGAAUUCAACAUCAGGCCAGUCUCACACGUAAGUGUUUCAUCGCUUUGAAACCUUUUCUUUUUUUGUAACGUUUGAUAACAAGUCGAAUGAUAAAAGGCAAGCUUUCAAACUGAUAAAGGUGCAGUCUGUCUUUUUCCCUGGUUAAUAAAAUAUAAUUAUGUUUAAUCUUGUUUUCUUAGGUGUGAAAACAGCUGCUGAUAUUCAUGAACAUUUGGAGAGUGGUAAAUAUGAAGGUGAUUUGCAGCCUGCCACUGUUCUCAGAUCGAUCCUUCAGUGAUAAGGAGGCAGUGCGGUCGGGUGGCUAUGGCACCGGACUUGUUAGCCCUCCACCCUGCUAUGCACUGGAUUUGUUCUCGGUUGCCCUGAGUUCAACUCCUUGGCCGCACUUUGCAAUCAGCCAACUGGUCUGCCUCCUGCCAGUUGGGAUUUUUAAACACUUUGUUUAUUUACAAUUUGUUUUAUUGACCCUAAGCCUCUUUCGUGGAGUGGUCAAUAAAUGUUAUUAUUAUUAUAACUAUUAUUAUUAUUAUUAUUUUUAUUAAUAGUUUUCAACAUUAUGGCUUAAUACUUCUUGAUAUGGUAUUAUCAAAGAAGCACUUUAUACGUGAAAAGGCACUCGAUUUAUAGCGUGUCACGAACUUGGAACAAUGGAAAAAGGCUGAGCAUCUGUUGGUGGUCAAUAAAAUAUAUUUUUCAAGGAGAACUAAAAUAGUUUCCUUCUAGUUUUCAGCACCUUUUUUGAUAGAUCAAUGCAGCCCUGUUGAAAUUUGUUGCUUAUUUUUCAGCUUCUAUAUUUGAUGGAUCAGUGCCACCAUAUAUUUCAUAUGUCAAAGAAUUUAUUAACUACGUUCAGGCUGCGAGGGAAUUCGAACCCGCUGCAACUGAAAAUAAUUCAGAAAAACAUACCACUCCUCGCAGUUUCUUGCAGCCCACCUGCGAGUAUCAUUUCUUUACUUAUACAUUGCCCGCGGGUCAAAAUACCAUUAAUUUCAUUUGAUAAUAAUAAUGAAUUAUUCUGUGACAGGGGCUCUGAUGGAUGCUUAUCUCUUAGCACAUUUCAAAAGAAAUCAUCCGUCAAGGACUCGUAAACUCAAAGCUCAAGAAGUUUUUCAGCAGAAGUAUUUGGAAUACGGCGUUCGCGUUAAAGAUCCAAAGUUGGCCGAGUGUCUUCGCGAAAAGAGGUUCACCCAAGAAGCAGAAUGGUAUGAACACGCAGAAAUACUUCUGCAGCAAUCUCUGUUGGUAAGUAUUGUUCUCUGAACUUAUAUGUAGACCCAUUUAUCAUUAAUUUUUUUAAUCAAAUUUUGGUAGCAAAACAUGUGCGCCGACUUUUCCGUAGUUUCCGUUUAUGGCGACUAAACUGGUUUCUGUAACAUAUGCCAUGCUAUAAGUUUGUGGUUUAGCAGCUUCAUGGCCUGCGCAGUGAAGUUGAAUUUUUCACCUUAAGUUCAUUUAUAGAUUUAUUUAGUAAGCAAAAUUAUUUUCUAGACAGACUGUGGUGUUGCGUGGAUGGGCAAGUAAGACAUUGUGCUCAUCAUUGCUCAAAAAUUGAUUAAAUUAGAUAAAUCCCCCGAGGUUUCUAAAAUUGGUGACGGCUAUCUCUCCACCUUAACAAAUCUUUAGUUAAUAAUAAUAAUUAUUGUGCAAAAUUUGUCCUAAAUCCUACCCUUUACAAUGUUAACUUCUUUACUUCUAAGGAUGAAUUUGAAAACAGGGACGGAAACAAAGUCAACUUAUUCGACCCUGAUGGCGUCCUCUAUUUUCCGUUUCUCUUUACAUGCUUGGGAGUGGCUGCCCUGUUAUUGUUGACCGGUGGAGCUUGGGACUUGUGUCAUAAAAUCAAUCACCGAAUGAAGAAAAAAGGUUCGACUCUUUUC
Pocillopora meandrina is the source of this 4283-nucleotide messenger RNA. The record is from the annotation of a GenBank genome assembly. NCBI's taxonomy places the organism in Eukaryota, Metazoa, Cnidaria, Anthozoa, Scleractinia, Pocilloporidae.